Rhopalosiphum padi (bird cherry-oat aphid) is the source of this 1046-nucleotide messenger RNA. Its product is annotated as protein lap1-like. Gene Ontology annotation, cellular component: nucleus. Bases 1 to 1005 code for a protein of 334 amino acids. The record is from RefSeq and is a predicted model, not a curated record. Gene Ontology annotation, molecular function: protein binding. Lineage: Eukaryota; Metazoa; Arthropoda; Insecta; Hemiptera; Aphididae. The transcript is spliced from 5 exons.
AUGACCUGGGGAGGGGGUGGUGUGGCCAGAGACAAUGAUCUAAAAAUUCUAAAACGAUCGAUUGUCACGUGGCGGAAAAGGCGAUGUGGUGAUGUGAUUUCUGAGUUGCGAGGGAGUCGCAGCUGCAGUAGUACCAGUACCGCCAGCACGAGAUUCACGGUCGGGAACGUGACGGUCAGGCCGGGCUCGGCGGAAGGUUUCUUGGACGUUUCGGGUGGUGGAUACUUGCACGCGGAUGGCGAACGUUUCGAUGGCAGUCCGUUCGACCGGGUGAACACCGUGAACGCGGACGACAAUCUACUGCGACUCGAGUCAUUUCACACGUUCGUGUCUGUUCGGCGGUUGAGCUUGCGACGCAACCGUUUGAAGUCCGUCAAACCAAUUGAUGGUGAUUUGGCAGAAACAUUAAUUCGUUUAGACGUUUCAGAAAACCAACUGAAUCCAGACGACAUAUAUCGCUUGUCCAUCAUGUCAAAACUAGAGCAACUUUAUAUGUUAGCCAAUAAUCUGACGGCUAUUCCCGAGAGCAUUACAAAUUGUCAUUGCUUCUUGUCGCUUAAACUACUAGACUUGAGCGACAAUUACCUGUCAUGUCCCAGGACGUUCUAUGUGUUGUCGACACUGCACAAUUUGCAAGUAUUGAACAUGAGCAACAAUCGAAUAUCGUUUAUACCCUAUUUAGUAAUGAAACAGGAGUCUGAUUAUAUAAAUGGUAAAAAUCAAACAGAAGCUUACCAGGAUAACGAGGACAUGGAAAACGACAAAAAUGAUGAUACAAAAGAGAUCGUAUACCACGCUUAUCAUAUUCCAUUUGUCAGUCUAAUUACAAUAAAUUUGUCAAACAAUAUGCUAGCUCACAAUUCUUCGGUGCUGUCGUUAAUUUGUUGGCCAUCAUUGAAGAAUGUUAUACUAACGGCAAAUACCAUUAGUUUGAAUAAAAAUUUGAUAGAAUUCAAAAAAUUGAUGUCCACUUUAAGUGUGUUUAAUAUUAAAACGAAAAGAUAGUGAGUAGUUUUAAAAAAAAAUAAAGUCACUAUGAUUUUAGA